Triplophysa rosa is the source of this 1958-nucleotide messenger RNA. It is a transcript of the gene slc7a8b, whose product is annotated as solute carrier family 7 member 8b. Gene Ontology annotation, biological process: neutral amino acid transport; amino acid transmembrane transport. The record is from RefSeq and is a predicted model, not a curated record. The transcript has 11 exons. Gene Ontology annotation, cellular component: membrane. Bases 14 to 1525 code for a protein of 503 amino acids. NCBI's taxonomy places the organism in Eukaryota, Metazoa, Chordata, Actinopteri, Cypriniformes, Nemacheilidae. Gene Ontology annotation, molecular function: neutral L-amino acid transmembrane transporter activity; L-amino acid transmembrane transporter activity.
UCUCUGUGUUAACAUGAGCAAGAGUGUUUCCAGACGCAGGGCUGCGUCGGUGCCGGACUCAGACACCAGCGACAAAUCAACAGUGGCCUUGAAGAAAGAGAUCGGACUGUUUAGUGCGUGCGGUAUUAUUGUGGGUAACAUCAUUGGUUCUGGGAUCUUCGUAAGUCCGAAGGGUGUUUUGGAAAAUUCUGGUUCAGUGGGUCUGGCUCUCAUAUUGUGGUUUCUUACUGGUCUCAUCACUGCCAUCAGUGCUCUGUGCUAUGCCGAACUGGGAGUCACAAUCCCAAAAUCUGGGGGUGACUAUUCCUAUGUAAAGUACGUCUUUGGAGGGCUUGCUGGGUUUCUAAGGCUGUGGGUUGCCUUGUUGGUGAUCUAUCCGACUAACCAGGCCGUGAUUUCUCUUACCUUCGCCACUUAUGCACUGCAGCCUCUCUUUCCAUCCUGCUUUCCUCCAGAGAAAGCCUUGGGUCUGCUCGCCGCAGUCUGUUUGUUGCUGUUAACCUGUAUUAACUGUCUCAGUGUUCGCUGGGCAACACUUGUACAGGAUGUGUUUACCUCAGGCAAACUUCUUGCUCUCAUUCUCAUCAUCAUUAUGGGCAUCGUGCAGAUCUGCAAAGGUCAUUUUUAUUGGUUGGAACCUGCCCAUGCAUUUGACCCUCUGGAGCCGUAUGAAGUGGGUCGCAUCGCACUCGCUGUCCUCCAAGGCUCCUUUGCUUAUUCAGGCUGGAACUUUCUGAACUAUGUAACAGAAGAGCUUAUUGACCCCUACAGGAACCUGCCUCGUGCCAUCUUCAUCUCGAUCCCUCUGGUCACUUUCAUCUAUGUUUUUGUAAAUAUCGCAUACAUUACAGCUAUGAGCCCUCAGGAGCUGUUGGCCUCUAAUGCCGUUGCUGUGACAUUUGGUGAGAAGUUGCUUGGGGUGAUGUCAUGGCUCAUGCCCAUUUCUGUGGCUCUGUCCACCUUCGGGGGGGUUAAUGGUGCCCUUUUCACCUCAUCUAGGUUGUUCUUUGCUGGUGCAAGAGAAGGUCAUCUUCCUAGUCUGCUGGCAAUGAUUCAUAUGAACCGAUGCACUCCCAUACCAGCUCUAAUCUUCACUUGUAUAGCAACUCUGCUGAUGUUGUGCACUACUGACAUAUACACUCUUAUCAACUAUGUUGGCUUCAUUAACUACUUGUUUUAUGGAGUUACUGUGGCUGGGCAGAUUGUGCUUCGCAUUAAAGAGCCAGAUAUGCAUCGUCCAAUAAAGGUGAGCUUGGUGUGGCCUGCAAUUUACCUGGUCUUCUGGGUGCUACUGAUGAUCGUCUCUGUGUACUCUGAACCUUUGGUGUGCUGUAUCGGUCUGGUCAUCAUGCUGUCAGGUGUCCCUGUGUAUUUUGUUGGUGUCUAUUGGGAAAACAAGCCCAAGUGCUUCAGUUCUUUUGUUGAUAAAAUGUCACGUUUGGGACAGAAGUUGUGCAUGGUGGUCUAUCCUGCCGAGGAUGAGGGCAAGAAAAGUGAUGGUGAAGAAAAGGAGUCUUCCACAUAGAAGAAAUUUGACAUCUAUCACGUAUGGCUAUCCACUCAGCUGUAAGCGUCAUAAUUUUGACAAAGUGUUAAAAUGCAAAACAGACACUCAAACAGCAGGAAGAUGAAUGUAAUAAUGAUACCAAUUCUGAUUCAUCAUGACUAAUGUUAUACAUAGCCUAAUUAAAUUUCAUUGGUGUAAUGCUGCCACCCAUUGGUAAGAUUAUUAAACGCACUGUAUUGUAUUUGUAUUACAAAAAUGAAUUUGUAUGUAUUUAUUGCACAUUAUUUUGUUUUUAUCUUGAUACGUCUCUUGAUGGUUGUGUUUCCUAAAUGUGUUUCUUGAAGACAAAUGCUUGUGAUUGAGGUAUUUUUGUUUGGUGUUUAACUUAUCUCCAUACUUAAAAGGUUUUAAAAAUAAACUUGGACCUAUGCGACCAAAAAAUAAAACAAUG